GCGGGCCUCCAGGCCGUCGGUGUAGGCAGCAAUGCCCAUCUCGUCUUUGUGCGCGGAGGCAGACGUCAUCAGAAAGGUGGACGGGCACUAUGUACACGGCCCUAGGUUCGCUAGAGGGAGCUGUACUGUCUCAGUAACCUUGUUUUGCCAUCAAAGGAGGAGGGGACGACAGGUGGUGAAGAGCUGAUUGGGCUGGUUGACCCUUCGGCGCGAAAAUUUCCAGACCAACAACCCUAAGUGCAACGAGGGAGAAAGCGAGGAACCGACUGGGAAGGACAGCAACGAGAGCGUGUACGAAGCGAAGCGGGUCGAGUUUGGUCGUGCUAGGACUGGCGACAGCGGCACCGGAGCGGCGGCACCGGAGCAGCGGAACCGGAGCAUGCGGACGGCAUCGAACCGUGGUGCACGGACAAAC
Molecule: messenger RNA, 415 nt
Organism: Ectocarpus sp. CCAP 1310/34
Lineage: Eukaryota; Phaeophyceae; Ectocarpales; Ectocarpaceae
Source: the annotation of a GenBank genome assembly